UUGUGACGUCAACUCGCUGAGGUACGUAGGACGUAAAUAAGUUGAUCAAGCGUUUACUCUCAAGCUUGUUGUCUUCCUGUAGCUGUAAUCACCCGUCGCCUGAUGACAGUACACCAUCUACGAUCCAGCCCGCGGAGAUAGAACUGAUUUGACGCGGCUAUGCCAUCUGAGUUUGUACCGUAACUACAGAGAAAAGCUCGUGGGGACAACAAACCAGGGUGUUUAUCCGGCGAGCUAACUGUGCGUUAGCAUCGCUGAACUCCACAUCGUGCGCUCUCCAUGCUCACUCUCUCUUCCAUCUCCUCUCCGGGUGCUGUCCUCGGCCUGUAGCUUCUUCUCUCGUCGGGUCCAGUGCUCGGUUGCUCGCCAGGAGAGAAUGAACUGGCUCUUCCCCUCGUCCAAAGGCUCCGGACCUCUCCCUCCUCUCAACAGCCUACAGCAACAAAGACAGCGGCAGGUCGAAUCGCUCAAAGCCGCUCACCCCAGUGUUGCAGAGAUCCAGAAGGAUGUGGAGUACAGAAUACCAUUCACCGUCAACAACUCCACCAUUAAUGUCAACAUUCUGCUACCUCCACAGUUCCCUCAGGAGAAGCCAGUGGUCAGUGUCUAUCCCCCUGUCGGACAUCAUUUAGUUGACAGCAAUAAUGGCACCAUGAUCAAUAGUCCACUCAUCACUAAUUUUGGGAUGCACUCAGAUCUGGGUAAGGUCAUCCAGAGUCUGUUGGACGAGUUCUGGAAAAGUCCUCCUGCCUUGAUGUCCACUGGUGCUGCUGGCUUUCCAUACAAUUUGUACAAGCCAUCAAUUCAGCCUUACCCCACUCAGGCUUUCCACUAUGGUCAUAGACACGUGGGUCCCAGUCAGACGCCAUCUCCUGGCGCAGCUCCCAUGCCUCACCCAGGGGUUGACAGCGCUCACAUGCUGUCUCGUGCUCCAGCUCCAUACGGACUGAUUUCUGAUCUGCCACUGCCCGUACCUACAGGAGACCUACAGGCUGGACUGAACGAACAUAAUUACAGGAUGCCGGAAAUUCCAGAGUCUUUCUCUGAACUCAGUGACAUGAAUCUGACUUCGCUGUCAGACCUGUCUGAAAAUGAAGACUUGCUCCUGGAGUUCUUUGUGAGUUUGCCACAGCUCAAGCAGAUAACAGGCGACAAAGAAGAGCUGGUCAACAGCAUAGUGGGCCUGGCUAAGAAAAACCUUCAGAUGGAGCCACAAUUGGAAGGGAAACGCCAGGAAAUGCUUUACAAGUAUGAACAGCUAACUCAGAUGAAGUCGGACUUUGAGACGAAGACGCAGAGACAGCAUGAACUCAGUGAUAGUUGCAGUCUUAGUACUUUACAGGCUCGGUUAAAAGUUGCGGCCCACCAGGCUGAGGAGGAGUCAGAAGAGACGGCUGAAAACUUCCUGGAGGGACGUUCAGAAAUAGACGAAUUCCUGGCCGGCUUCAUGGAGAAGAGAACGCUUUGCCACAGCAGAAGGGCCAAAGAGGAGAAGUUGCAACAGUCCAUCAGCACACAUGGACAGUUUCCUACCAGCCACUAGAGCACAAGGUUUGGUGUUUUCUCAGCCUACUGCUGCCAACUAAAAGGAUAAAGACACUAGGGAGGAGGAAGCACACUGAGUCAACAACGGGGCACUUUGGAGAUAUAGAAAGUUGCUGAUGACAGUGGUGGGCUAAAAAAAAAGAAGCCACCUGUUGAGUUCGUCACGGUAAUGUUUGACCGUGUGAGAGCAAGGAUGGAAAAGCUGGGAAGUCACCACAGGGAGGCCGAGACUGGAAGAGUGGUGGACACAUUGUUUCUGUCCAGGAUCCGUGUCACGUUUGGUGCACCGGAUCAGGGUCAUUGAUGAUAUGAACACUUUUGACAGGAAGUAUACAAUUCUUAGGACAGUAUUCCCAGUCUUACAUCUUUUCAUGCAAUGACUAAGUACAUGUCAUUUAUAGAUGAACUGUGAUAACACUGAUGUCGGGUUUUUCAGUCCCUGAGAUCUUGUCAGGUUUUUGUUUUUUUUCUUUUCUUCAUUUGCAUUUUAAUCUCCUGUUUACACUGGGUAGGUUGUUCCAGCCAUUUUCAUAAAACGCAUCACUGGUGUCAUUGUCAAACUUGACAAAACUAAUUUGGGUUUCACCAAUGGAAAAAAAACAACAAGGACGGGGCAGGGUUUUUAACUUGGGCUCCGAAAAUGUAAACUGCAGAUUCCCCUUGAGCAAUUUCUUGAAAACAUCUUUAACAUCAGUGUGUUUGCACAAGCAAGAAUAAUUUGAUUUGACCGUGUUAAUUUAUCGUUUUUAGAAAUUUGUUUCUAGGUCGACAUAAACAAAAUAACAGAACAAUCAUAUGUAUUCUUCAGUUACUGUCAAAGCUUGUGGUUUUUAAAUAUAUAUAUAUAUAGUCUGUGUUGAAACAACACAUUGAUCAGUUUUACUAUAUAUAAAGUUGAUUACAAUCAGCUUAAGGGGGGAGUCAGAGUACUGUAAAAUAUAUAAACGGUUUGAUAACACUAUCUAAAUUCCACAUGUUUUACAAUAAUCAAAUAAUUUUUGUAUUUGUAUAACACACUGAUGGUUUUUCAAAGAUUAGCAUCAUUAUGACCCAACCUUUUUUAUUAUCACGUCAUUUGAGUUUGAAGUGUUUGAAGAGCCUCAGAAGAUUUGGGACAAAGUUGCGGAAUAUUAGGUGAAAUGCUGCCGUAAAAGUUGAUGACAUUGGAUACUGUAUUUAAAUAGUGUUAAUAAUAGGCUAUAUUGUAAUCAAAGACUCAGACACCUUGUAUUAUAUGUUCCUAUUUAAUUUGUUAAAGUAAUAAAGAAUUUAGAAUAAA
Molecule: messenger RNA, 2824 nt
Organism: Pleuronectes platessa (European plaice)
Lineage: Eukaryota; Metazoa; Chordata; Actinopteri; Pleuronectiformes; Pleuronectidae
Gene: vps37a
Product: VPS37A subunit of ESCRT-I
Exons: 12
Coding region: 377-1543 (388 amino acids)
Biological process (GO): protein targeting to membrane; ubiquitin-dependent protein catabolic process via the multivesicular body sorting pathway; protein targeting to vacuole
Cellular component (GO): ESCRT I complex
Source: RefSeq, a predicted model, not a curated record